Stegostoma tigrinum is the source of this 402-nucleotide messenger RNA. RefSeq names its product interleukin-8-like. The coding region runs from base 52 to 342 and encodes 96 amino acids. Gene Ontology annotation, biological process: neutrophil chemotaxis; cellular response to lipopolysaccharide; antimicrobial humoral immune response mediated by antimicrobial peptide. The record is from RefSeq and is a predicted model, not a curated record. NCBI's taxonomy places the organism in Eukaryota, Metazoa, Chordata, Chondrichthyes, Orectolobiformes, Stegostomatidae. Gene Ontology annotation, molecular function: chemokine activity; CXCR chemokine receptor binding. The transcript has 4 exons. Gene Ontology annotation, cellular component: extracellular region.
CAACAAUAUACUACAGUAAGAAGAUAAAGAAUAUUGUACCAGUAAAUCACAAUGAACAGCAAAGUGACUGUCCUCAACCUUACUCUCUUUGUACUUUAUGGGACUUCCACACAAGGAAUGAGCCUGCGCUGUCAGUGCAUCAAAACAGCUUCAACAUUCAUCCAUCCACAAUUCAUGGAGAAUAUUGAAAUCAUCCCAAGUGGGCCCCACUGUGAAAAUGUGGAAAUUAUUGUCACUCUUCAAAACAGUGAUCGAGUUUGUCUGAAUCCCAAAUCUCCAUGGGUGCACAAAAUUAUUGACAGAAUAAUGAGUCGUUCCAAGAAAACUACUAAAGAUCAAUGAGGAUAACUUCACUGCAAGAUUAUGAAGAAGCCGACAAAUAUCAUUUCAAGGACUCUGUAU